Aspergillus uvarum CBS 121591 is the source of this 2070-nucleotide messenger RNA. RefSeq lists its product as uncharacterized. Bases 1 to 2070 code for a protein of 689 amino acids. The record is from RefSeq and is a predicted model, not a curated record. The transcript has 7 exons. Gene Ontology annotation, biological process: regulation of transcription by RNA polymerase II; DNA-templated transcription. Gene Ontology annotation, molecular function: DNA-binding transcription factor activity, RNA polymerase II-specific; zinc ion binding; RNA polymerase II cis-regulatory region sequence-specific DNA binding. NCBI's taxonomy places the organism in Eukaryota, Fungi, Ascomycota, Eurotiomycetes, Eurotiales, Aspergillaceae. Gene Ontology annotation, cellular component: chromatin.
AUGGCGGGCGAUCAUGCAAAGCCUUCAGCACAGAGCCUGGCUCCCAGCUCACGUCGACCAUUCCCGUGCGAUGAAUGUCCGAAAACAUUCACCAGGAAUGAGAACCUGCACCGGCACAAGCGCGCUCGUCAUCAUCGUGCCCUGAGUCAUGAUUUCGAAUGCGAUGGCUGUCAUGCGGUUUUUACUAGAAGUGACGUGUGGAGAAGGCACCGGGGUCGUUGCCAGGCAGAAACAUCUGCUAAUCAUGCAUCUCAGCCGCAAACAUGUCCACAGCAGAGCUGCCCGUCAGUUGUUGAGACGACCACGCUUGUAGCUGCGACCGGUAACCUGACACCGGGCGAGGCGCUGACUGCAAAUGCUAUGCCUGGCGAUCACUUUUGGGAAGAGCAUAGCUCCUUUGCUACCAAUCUUCCGCGAGAAUACAUAAUGCCCUCGCCAAUCUUCACCGAUCGAAGCGACUAUGACAUGGAAGGAAAUGUCAAGACCUACUUCGAGCAUUUUCAUCCGUCGCUACCGUUGUUGCACCGGCCUACAUUUGCAGUAUCAUCGGCACCGAAGCUACUGCUCAAAGCUGUGACUGUGAUAGGUAGCUUAUGCUCGACAGUGGUAUGCACCGAUGAAGAAGCCCACGCCCGGGUGCACUGGCGUCAGGAUACGUGGCAAACUGGACAACAGGAACUUCGAAAGAUGGUUUCCAAUGAAUGCGGCAACAUACGGAAACCCUGGGUGAUGCAAGCCUGGAUACUUUACAUGAUAUAUGGGGCUGUACGUGAGGUCGGUCUCUCUCAUCAAGAGAUUGUCAUGCCCGAGUCACGGUCCUGGCUGUACGACAUCGACUAUCCACGCACAGAGCAAUCGCAAACCGUGUACACCCGAUGGACCUCCUAUAUAACUGCGGAGUCCACGCGAAUCGCGCUGUACACGCUCGUCUUCCUGGAUUCACACGUUUUCGUACCCUGCAAUUCCCGGCCCUUGAUGUCUUCAAUGGAACUACGAUGGGAGCUCCCUUUCCCAACCAAACUCUGGGAGGCGAAAGACCCUGAAAUAUGGAUUCGGAGAUUCAGCGAAUAUUUCGGUGUCUCAGCUUUGAUAUUCACCAACGAUCUUCUCCAUCAGCCUCGCGGAUUAGCAGCAGCUUCCUUGACGAUGGCGACGCAGCAACUCAUGACUGAAGCUCCGGGUACCGAGUUAACCUCUGUCCUCGAAGCAUCCCCACUUGCAGUUUUCUAUGUGCUAGCAAACCUGGAUACUCUGGUGCGGGACUUCACACGGUGUUAUUACCAAAUGCCACCUAGCUAUUCUGAUCCAAAUCCAUUCCACAUUCUGACUCAAAGUCAAACCAAGAGUGUUCAUAUGGCCAUACGUAAUAUUGGGAAAAUUGUGAAAGACGCAGCCACCACGAGUGACAGUCCCCAGUUUCUUCACUGGAGAACAAACGAGCUCUUUAUUGUGUCCCUGCAGGUCAAUCUGUGUCGGCCCGAUCAGCUACUGAUAGGAGGCAUCGUCGAUAACAGCUUGAUUGCCGGCCUGGCUGCCUCAACGCAUCUGAUGCGAGGUCACUUCGUCGCGGUGAGACGAUCUGCGCCUUUGGUAGCACCUCGUCCGGGCGGCAAUGAGGGUGUGCUUGCCUUGCUCAGUGAGCUUUGUGCUGCACUUGCUAGCAUAUACGGUGAGGACUCGCCAAGGGUUGCUUUUGAAGCGCCGUGGGUCACAGUUAGCAGCUAUGGGGUCCUUCUGUGCAUCUGGGGAGCGCUCAGGCGUGCGACAACGGAGAUUCGUGACCAUUUGAAUACAUUCAAUGAACUCCCACGGACAUCCGAGCCAUGUAUGUUGAUCUUCAACUCACUCAUGGAAGCCGCCUUGCGGUACUUCCCUGCUGCUAGAGAAGAUCGGGGGACUCGCGAUCCACGGUUGUGGUCUACGGACCGUGAAGCCUUUUCUACUCUGUUAGAGGCAGGGCAUGGGCUUUUUGCAGAACUCAUCAAGACUUUCUGCCAGCAGCGACUUGUGUGGAGCAUUGGGCCGUCCAUGUUGGGUGUACUGAGGGAACUCCCCGACGACGCUACGUAG